GGAGGGAGAGUGAGUGAUCGAGCAAGCGCAAGAGGGAGAAAGCCAAAGAGAGCGCACAGGAGAGCCACAAAAAGUAGCCAGAGCCGAGAGAACGAGAGAGUCGCAGGAGGAAGGGGGAGAAUGCACGGCGUCUGGGUUACACUUCCUCGCUUGUAUCCAGGGCCUUUGUGAAUACACCAUGGGAUGCAUCGGCUCCAGGACACUGACGGGAGAUGGCGUACCUGUCCAGAAGGAUGGGGAGCAGCAUGGACGUUCAGAAUUUUCAUGGGAGGGAAUCAAUCUGUCUAUGGAAGACACCACGUCAAUCCUGCCUCGGCUCAAGAGGAACUCAAAUGCCUACGGCAUCGGGGCUCUGGCUAAGUCUUCUCUGUCAGGUGUGUCAGGCGUGAGCCGCACCAUGAAGGAGAGAGUGACCAAGCCCACAGCCAUGGCCCAGGGUCGUGUAGCUCACAUGAUUGAGUGGCAAAACUGGAGCAUGACCACGGUGGGCGCCGGGGGCGUCCCGCUGCCCCGCAUCACCACCCAGGAGCGGGAGAAGGAGCGGCGGCUGGAGAAUGACGCCUACAGUGACCUCAGCGAAACAGAGAAGGAGGCUCGUUUCACUGCAGGUAUCCUGCAGCAGUUUGCGAUCUCUGAGGCGACGCUGCUGGCCUGGACAUCGAUGGACGGGGAGAGCCCGCGUUCGGGCUCAAACCAAGGCAGCAUGGCUCACCUGAGUGAGCUCAACCAGGAGAGCAUCAACAGUCGAGAUCAGAUAUUGCACCACUCCUCAGCAGAGGUGUGGCCUCACACAUACGUCGCCCAGGGCCACUACUGCCUCUCUUCCUCCGAUGCCUGGGAGCCGAUCAACAACGACCCGUCGGUCGUGACGUCUCCGCCCGUCGGCUCCUACGUCACGGGGCCUGACGGGUAUGACGGGCAGACUCGGUUCCUGACGCAGCAGCAGCAGGAGCAGCAGCUGACUCUCCAGCAGCAGAAUCAGCUACAACAGCUGCAGCAGAUCCAACAGAUCCAGCACUACCAGCAACAGCAACUCCUGCAGUACCAGCAACAACAGUCGCUGGAGCACAGGCUGCAUAGUGCCAACCACUCGUUGCAAGCGACGCCCAACAGCACCAUCCACAGCCUGGUCCAUUCCGCUCACCCACCACUGGUGGAUUUGUGGAACACGGGGCAGAUGGAGGCCUAUCAGACGGACGCCGGCGGCUACAUCGGUGUGGCGGCGGUGGUGGAGCCGAGCCUCUGUGUUCCCUCUGCAGAAGAUAUGGGAACAGAGCACUCUCCGCUACUGGAGAAGCAGGAGGAAGAGGAGUUGAAGGAGGAUGAGAUGACACUGUGCAUGGAGCCAGAGUUGGCCUCGUUGACUCCGCCCACGCAACAAGGGGACGCCUCUGGCGGCAGUAGUCCGGGGCAACCGCCGGCAGAACCAAUCACAGAGCGGAAGUCCUCCGACGUCCCCUCCAGCCUCGUUCAGACGCUAGAGGAUAAGGACCAGGCGGAGGGGCAGGGUCCCGCCGCUUCCAUGGCAACCAACUGAGUACCUGGGUGUCAACAGACUACUUAUUACAAACUGACAAGAGAGUCGGCCAGGAAUGAACGUAAUAAUAUAUAUAUUAAAUAUAUAUAUAUUAAUCUGUUACUUUUCAGGUAUCACAAACCCAACUAUUUGGUUGCGAGGGGAUUUGGUGAGGAUUCGAUUUGGAGAUGGACACGUAAUGAGACAAAAACUAAUGCAAACAAAGGACAUUUAUUUAUUUGUAAGCCUUACAUCCCAAAGUCACAAUGGAAGGGACGAGUGAGGACAGAGAAACUGAAGAGGAGAGGGAGGAGAAGGAACGGGAGCACUGACUGACCGAGACAUUUCCACAAGGAAAAGGAAACCACGUUGAGAUGAAGACGAGGAGAAAGGAAAAGUGCAUGCUUUUUACAAAGACAAGUAACAUGACCCUGUCAUCGCUUACAAUAAUAAAACCUACCAUAAUAAAACAUUAUAAUAAGAAUAAUUUUGUAAUAAAGCAAAAAAAGAACAAGCCUAUGUAUAAGUGUAUGAUAAGAUAUCACGGUUUUCCAAUGGGGGAACAACUCUGUUUACAGCUGUUACUCAACAUAUUAGAUAGAGUUUAAUUGAAUUAUUUUCCCUGUUGCAUCAAACACAUACGGUAUGAUUUUAAAAUGGCAACCCAAACUAUUUCACGUUAUUCUAAGAAGAAAACGUCGGCACCCUCUAAAAAUACACAUGAUGUUUGUGGCACCAAGUUGCCCGCGGCACACCAGACAGGCCCGUCCUGCCGACUGCACACACUAAACUGCACAGAUAAGGAUUGUACUGUAAGAUAGUGUGCUUCCUACGGCAUAUCUCUGUAUGCAUGUUUCUCCAGAUCACUAUGGAGUACCUGUACUAUACAGCACCGUAUAGACUUUGCACUUAACCAUAGUACCCGAGGCCACGGUGGGCCUGCGGUGAGAAAUAGAGCGAAUCUCUUCUUGCACUGAUGCAAUCCAACAGAUCAGAGGUUGCCUUUGGACUGUCCCACUCAGACAGCCAAAAACCGAGCCGCUCGACAACACGGACCCUCAGCUGCUUCUCCCUUAGAAGUACGUAGCCGAGGAGGACAACCACCAUUUGAAUGUACCGGAAGUAACGUGGCCGUACAUGAGCGUUUGUUUUUGAUGUCUCCCCCGCGGUCCACACGGGACGGGAGUAUUUCUUUAGGAACAAACAAGUCUUUCAAAUGUGUGGGAGGAUGCUGUUGAAAAUGGAUUCAAUGCUGUCUGCAACACCACACACACACGCACACACACACACACACACAUGCAGACACCCAGAAAUAUCUAAAUUGUAACCAGCAAUAGACCGGCAAACCACUGGCUGCCCAACAAACCAGUGUCAGCUCUGUCGUAUAGAUGUAAAUAUUCUGAGUAUAUAAAAAUCGCCUCUCAAUCACAGUCACAGCUAUUCUAGUGCAGUAUAAGUUCUUUAUUUUUUUACACCUCUCAGUCCCACUUUACUUUGGGACGAAGCUUAAGAUUUAGGCCUGAAUUUAGUUUUUCUAACCACUACACAAAGACAAAUGAAAAGGAUGAAUGUUUGAGUAUUUUAUCCGCCGGGGGGGAAACAGAGACGGAGCGGUUUCACAGGAGGAAAUUACAGCCGGUGUGCUGCUCAAUCAGCCAAUCAGGGAAUAGAACGGAAGACUGAGAUUGACGACUUGUGCCGUACAGAUCGGUGUCUUCCUGCUCAUUGUGAUUACUGUGAAGCAGCUGCCUGGAGUGUGAUAGUGAUU
Messenger RNA from Pungitius pungitius (ninespine stickleback), 3284 nucleotides. It is a transcript of the gene fam131bb, whose product is annotated as family with sequence similarity 131 member Bb. NCBI's taxonomy places the organism in Eukaryota, Metazoa, Chordata, Actinopteri, Perciformes, Gasterosteidae. The record is from RefSeq and is a predicted model, not a curated record. The transcript has 9 exons. The coding region runs from base 179 to 1537 and encodes 452 amino acids.